Messenger RNA from Ceraceosorus bombacis, 696 nucleotides. Lineage: Eukaryota; Fungi; Basidiomycota; Exobasidiomycetes; Ceraceosorales; Ceraceosoraceae. The record is from the annotation of a GenBank genome assembly.
AUGUCCUCGCAGCAGGAACGGAAGCGGACCAUUUAUGUGGGCGGGUUGGGUGAAGGCGGGGUCUGCGAUCCCGCCGUGUUGUUGCGACACUUUGCACCUUUUGGGGAGAUUGUGGACGUCGUGACGCCAAAGCAAGGUGAGCUCAACUUUUUCCGCUGCCGUCCACUUCUCGGGUGCAGUCGUGGCAAAGACUGUCAAGCAGGAAACGCUGACGCUGCUCUGCUCCACCCCGCAUCCUCGUGCAGAGGGAGCCAAUCGGGGGUUCGGCUUCAUCACAUUCUCGACUGUAGAGGAGGCAAUGGACGCUAUAGACAACAUGCAUCUCAAUGAAGUGGAAGGUGUAAGUGCUCGUAUCUGCUGCUAUCACUUAGAAGCCGAACUCGCAAGCUUACGAGGCUCCUUGCAGCGCAUCAUCAACGUCAACAUCGCACGCGCACCAAAGGCUUCUGCAGCCGGCGGUGUGAACAGGCCAAUAUGGGAAGAUGAGGUGAGUUGCUCCUCGCAAAGUGAGAGGGAGAGCGGUGUACUCUGCGAUGCUUCGCCAAAACGUUGGCCAGAAGGCGUGCCGGCUGUGCCGGUGCAUUUGACUUACCGAACCUUCUCUUCACCUCGCAGGAGUGGAUCAAAGAGAAUGCUGCGCCGCUACCUGGGGGUGUGCCGGAUGCGGCCGCACCUGAGCUGAACGCCGAGGCAUGA